UGCGUGUCUCCAUGACAGGGCGGUGAGUCAUGGCAGAAUACGGGCGGUGGAGCUUUUGAUACGCGGUUAUUUACGUACUGCUUGCUUUUGAUGGACUGAUAAGAUGAUCUCUCAGGUAUGAACAUACCUACAGACAUACAAAUAAGUUAUCCUGUAGAGGAAGCUCACAUGCGGCAUGAAAUGCCAAAUUCGCUUCAAUUGAGCGAGACGCAUCAUGGCCUCCCUUUAAAAUAAGCUUAUGGAUGUCUCCACUGAUCUCACAAUGUUGAAAUCUAGAUUCCGGAGAAGCCUUUAUGCCCUCGUGCCGAGGGAGGAAAAGAAUUACUUCUCAACUGCCGUCAGUCUUCUCGCUCUCCUCACUCCGCUGAAACACUGCCGGAACUAAAGAGAAGCAAGAGACACACAGAGACGCCUUGAAUCGCUCACCACCCAGCGACAAUGGCAUCCAGAAAUGCGCUCCGUCGCGCACUGCUCUACAGUACGUCUCUCCCAGCUCUUCCCCGCAUUUCACCUCGCCCCUACGACCCAUGAUGAUUGCAAGCGCAUCGCAAGGCUUCCACCCAGACAGCCAUCGCUGACCCUAAUAUAUCCAGUCCCGGGCUCAUCGCAGCGCUUCAUCGACAAAUCACGCACAUUAACAGCCGACUGCGUAGCCUACGAUCUGGAAGACAGCGUGACUCCGCACAAGAAAGCGGAAGCUCGUUCCCUGGUGCGGAGAGCUCUCGACCAGCCCGUACCCUCAGGCAUCCGCGAACGAGCAGUCCGCAUCAACUCCGUAGACAGCGGUCUAGCCCUAGCAGACUUAACAGAAGUACUCCAAUCCCCCAAUCUAAGCACAAUCGUCAUCCCGAAAGUAAACUCAGCUUCCGACCUAACAUUCGUCAACGACGUCAUCACCCACACUCUUUCCCAACAGCCUCAGUCUCAAGAUGUUUCCUCUCGACCCCCUAUUUCUCUCCUGGCUCUUGUUGAGUCGGCCAAAUCCCUGACCAACCUGACCCAGAUCUGCGCCUCCACGCCACUCCUUCAGGGCCUGAUUUUCGCCGCUGAGGAUUUCGCCCUCGACCUCAGUCUUACGCGGACCCCCGAUUUGACUGAAUUUCUUUUCGCCCGGUCUAUGAUUGCCACUGCUGCGAGGGCGGCCAAUUUGCCUUCUACUAUUGAUCUUGUCUGUACGACUUAUAAAUCAACUAAGGGCGAUGGGUCCCCCCCUGCUGUUUUAGAAGAAGAAUGUCGUGGUGGCAGGCAGUUGGGAUUCAAUGGGAAGCAGUGUAUCCAUCCUUCUCAGGUGCCGACUGUACAGCAGAUCUUUGGCCCGGAUUCGGAUGAGGUUCAGUGGGCUGUGCGGGUGACUAUUGCAGAUGACAAGGCCGCGGCUGCGGGGCGGGGCGCUUGGACGUUGGAUGGAAAGAUGAUUGAUGUCCCAGUUGCUGAAAAGGCGAGAGCAAUCGUGAAGAAGGCAGAGGCCUGCGGUUUCAAUGUCGAAGAAUUGCGCGCGAAGUGGCGCGACCAGGAGCCUGAGUAAAUAUUACUCUUCGUUCUAACUUCAUACAAUGAUCUUUUUCUGCAAGCCUCACCUACAGCCAGGAAAAGAAACACCAAUGGAUACGU
Messenger RNA from Aspergillus pseudotamarii, 1611 nucleotides. RefSeq names its product HpcH/HpaI aldolase/citrate lyase family protein. Bases 452 to 1525 code for a protein of 357 amino acids. Gene Ontology annotation, molecular function: magnesium ion binding; catalytic activity. The transcript has 2 exons. The record is from RefSeq and is a predicted model, not a curated record. Lineage: Eukaryota; Fungi; Ascomycota; Eurotiomycetes; Eurotiales; Aspergillaceae. Gene Ontology annotation, biological process: oxaloacetate metabolic process.